AUGGGUUUCUUACUAUCCAAUUAUCAACUCACAAUAUGUAUCCUCCUGUAUUCCCUAAUUUUCUGCUUCUCUUCUUCUUCUGCACAUCUUUGCCAUAAUGAGGAGAGCACUGCUUUGCUCCAAUUUAAGCAAUCCUUUUCCUUCAAUUGCUCUGCUUCCGGUUGCUCCAGAACUUCUAGUUCAUUUAAUACUGAUAAUUGGAAAGAGGGUACAGAUUGUUGUGCAUGGGAUGGGGUCACAUGUGAUAACACCACUUCUCAUGUCAUUGGCCUCCACCUCAGCUGUAACUGCCUAUAUGGUACCAUCCAUCCAAACAGCAGCCUCUUCAAUCUUGUUCACCUUCAACACCUCGACCUUUCUUGGAACAACUUCAAUCACUCUCAAAUUUUACCUUCAUUUGGCCGUUUCACAAAUUUGACCCAUCUUCACCUCAUUUCCUCCCAUCUUUCUGGCCCAAUACAAUCAUCAUCAUCAUCAGAAGUCUGGCAAGGGAAUAACUUCUCCAAUAGCAUUUUCCACUUACAGAAAUUGCAAGUGCUGUGGUUGUACGGUAACACAGGACUCACAGGUAAACUUCCAAGUUUUAUUAAUGGAACUCUCCGGCACCUUAGGUCGUUGUCUCUCUCUGAAAUAGAUUUCACCGGAGAGCUACCUAAUUCCAUCGGCCAACUUGAGUACUUGGAGGAGCUAUACCUCUUUGGCUGCAAUCUCUUCGGUACCAUUCCGACAUCGCUUGGAAACCUCAAGAAACUAAGAAUGUUAGCUCUUGGAGGGAAUAACUUCAACAAUGGUCAAUUCCCAUCUUCAAUCGGCCAUCUUAAAAACUUGGAGGAGCUAUACCUCCAGAGCUGCAAUUUCUUUGGUACCAUUCCGACAUCGCUUGGAAACCUCAAGAAACUAAGAAUAUUAUAUUUUCCAGGGAAUAACUUGAUCAAUGGUCAAUUGCCAUCUUCAAUCGGCCAUCUUAAAAACUUGGAGGAGCUAGACCUCAGUGACUGCAAUUUCUCUGGUACGAUUCCGAGAUCGCUUACAAACCUCACGCGAUUAAUUUCGCUUGAUCUUUCACACAACAAUUUUGAAGGCCCAAUUCCUCAACUUUUUUCCAACUUCUUGCAACGUCAAUCUAUAGAUUUCUCAAACAAUCAACUAACAGGUCCCAUUCCAUCAUCAAUAACUGGCCUUCCAAAUCUACGCUAUCUAUAUUUAGGCAGUAACUCAAUCAAUGGGACAAUACCUGCUUCCUUGUUUCAUAUUGUUAACCUUACCUGUCUUGAUCUUUCGUCAAAUAAUUUAAGCGACACUGUUGAGCUGGACACGUUUGCAAAGAUUGAAUAUUUGAAUUAUUUGGAUCUUUCAAACAGUGGUCUAUCAUUGACCUCCACCAACUCCACUCCCUCCUCUUUCCGAAACAUUACGACAUUACGAUUGUCGUCUUGCAACAUAAAUAAAAUUCCUGAAUUUCUGAAAACCCGAAUGGAAUUGUUGGAGGCGCUAGACCUUUCGAACAACCACCUUGAUGAAGAACUCAAUCCACUCUGCAAUCUUCAUUCUCUUAGAUAUCUCGAUCUGUCCAAUAACCAAUUUGGCGGAUUAAUCCCUACCUGUUUGGGGAACUUCAGUGGAACAUUAACCGUGUUAAAUUUGCAAAGUAACAAUUUCCAUGGUACCAUCCCUCAAACAUUUGGAUACACAAGCAUGUUACAGGAACUUGACAUUAGCCACAAUGGAUUGCAAGGGGUGCUUCCAAGAUCAUUGGCGAAUUGCACGAACCUAGAAAUUUUGAAUCUGGGUCAUAAUUUCAUAGAAGAUGCUUUUCCAUUUUGGUUGGCGAACCUGCCCCAAUUGAAGAUUAUUGUCUUGCCAGAUAAUAAAUUCCAUGGUCCCAUACCAAGGAAGAGAUUAGCCUUCACCAAUUUACAUAUCAUUGACAUGUCUCACAAUGAAUUUACAGGCACUUUGCCAUUAGAAUACUUUGAGAGCAUGCAUUCAAUGAUGAUGGAUGAUGAAGACAAAUCCUCCUUAAAUUAUAUGCGUAAUGGUUAUGGUUAUUAUUCGGUAACUAUAAUGAAUAAAGGACUGGAAAUGGAACUCGUAAGGAUCAUCACCAUCUUAAAAGCUAUUGAUUUCUCGCACAACAAGUUUGAUGGAAAGAUUCCCAUAUCUAUUGGAAGACUCAAAGCCCUCCGUGUCCUAAAUUUUUCAAGAAAUGGCUUCACAGAUCCGAUUCCAUUGUCCUUGGUAAAUCUAAUUGAGCUUGAGUCCUUGGAUCUAUCCCAAAACAAACUCUUUGGUGAGAUACCUCAACAACUAACAAGCUUGACAUUCCUUGAAGUUUUUGAUGUCUCGCAAAAUAAUCUAACUGGGAUUAUACCACGAGGCCAGCAGUUUGAAACAUUUUCAAACACUUCAUACAGGGGAAAUGCAGACUUGUGUGGUUUUCCGUUGUCAAAGAAAUGUAAGACUCCCAAGGUAGCAGAACCACCAUCUUUACCAUCCUCUUCAAGCCACAAUUAUAAAUGCAGACUUGAUGGUUUUGGAUGGGAAGCGGUGUUGAUGGGAUAUGGAUGUGGAGCAGUAUUUGGUUUGGUGAUAGGAAGUUGCAUCAUUCGAAGGAAAGAAGAAUGGCUUGCGAGAAUUUUUAAAGUGAAAAUGCGUCAUCAGAAGAACAAAUCGAAUGAGGUUAGGUACCAACAUGGAGCAAGAUGA
Molecule: messenger RNA, 2706 nt
Organism: Camellia sinensis
Lineage: Eukaryota; Viridiplantae; Streptophyta; Magnoliopsida; Ericales; Theaceae
Source: RefSeq, a predicted model, not a curated record